This is a messenger RNA of Symbiodinium necroappetens, 2655 nucleotides long. The record is from the annotation of a GenBank genome assembly. NCBI's taxonomy places the organism in Eukaryota, Dinophyceae, Suessiales, Symbiodiniaceae.
GAGUGGUGGCCCGACCUUGGAAAAUGCCACUUGCUGGCGCAGCUGCGUCCUGGGCUUCUCAGCCUGGACCGUCUAUGGGCAGCCAUCCGUGCUCGGCCAGAGGACGUCAACACAGCGACUCCUGAUGGAAGGCCAUUGACCAUCGCAGUGCAGAAAGGCUGCCGUGGUGCUGCCGAGCUCUUGCGAAAGAGCGGCGCUGUCUUGACCUGCGCUGGUGCGGACGGGCUCCUGCGCGAAUCAGCAAAAGGAGGGAACGUCGAGGCCUUGCAGUUGCUUCUCUUCGAGACCUCUGGGUGCCUGAGAAAAGAGCCCUGGGCGAGCUUGAACGCGAGACCCGUGAAGCACGGUGGAACCCCCUUGGAUGUGGCAGUAAGCCAAAACCAGCAGGAAUGCGUCGAGCUUCUGCUGAAGGCGGGUGGUCGACGUUCGCUUCAUCGCGCAGCAGAAUUGGCGAUGCCAAGUAUGGUCCGCGCUUGGCUGAGCGAGGGUGCGGCCGUGGAGGAGUGCGACAGCAGUGGUGCGACACCACUGCUUCUGGCAGCAAAAGGCAGAGGUCGCACAGCAGAACGAACAGAAUGCCUGCAGCUGCUGCUGCGUGCUGAAGCCGUGGUCGAUGCCUUGCCAAUUACCCAGGUGACGCCGUUGAUGCACGCGGCUUCUCGGGGUGUCCGCGAGCAUUGCGAAUUGCUCCUGGAGGCCAGGGCAGAUUGCCACUGCAGGGAUCGCAACGGCCGGCAACCCAUUGACCAUGCCGCGACAGAGGAUGUGCGUGCCUUGCUGUCAGCGGCCAUGAGUGCUGGGCAAGGAGCUGAGUGUCAGCGAGAAGAGGAGUGCUUGUGGGCUGAGGAGGACCAGGCGACUCUGCCGGCUCCGAACCCGUCGAACCUUCCUUACGCCUGGCACCAACUACCACAGGACUGGCACCAGAUGACUGCUGGCUACCACAUGCUGCCGCACGCACAGCAAGCUUUCCCUCAGCAGCUUGGCUCUCUUGGCGCCAGCUGCUACGUGAUCAUCCCACCUCCCAAGCUUCUAAGGCCCAGUGUUGCCAUGAAGGUACGGGCCCGCAAGCCAGUGGACAGCCUGGAAUGCGAUGUCUCCACAGCAGUUCUGAGACCUGCCUACCAAAUUGUUGAGCCGAUUUCUUCUCCACCGCCGGUUGUUCAAGCCGCGCGAUGUCCAGCCUGUGGCAACGUGUACAUGACCGACUCCGUGUACUGCCGGAAAUGUGGAAGGAAACGCGACAUCCUCUCUCCAGACCUGUCGAGGCCGUUCUCGGUGACGCUACCGGCGACACUGCCAACGACAGCGCCGCCACCACCGCCACCGAUGCCUGUCAGGGCUGGUGCGCCUGGCUCUCCAGUGUCCGCCGCACUGCCUGUUGAGGUAUCAAGCCCACGCGCGGGGGCAAGUCCGCCUUUCGUGGCAGCAUCGCCAACCGAGGGCCUGCCGCUGCAAACUCCAGACGUCUGCCACUUUCUUCGAGCCGACCUCAACGCCGUGCCAGCUCUGCCUCAGCGAACUGAGGAGGUCCGUCCGGGCCGUGGCCGCGGGCAUAGCCCGAUGCACUCUAGAGGCCGGUGCGACAACUUCAUGGUUACCAUGCCUCGGCAGGACCCUCAAAGGAUGACGUCGCCCGAGACAUCUCCCAUUCGCCACAAUCUCAAUGACAGUGCGUUUCACGAAGGGACAUCUACGACCGACCCAUCAGCGCUCAGCUUCACCGGCUUCACCUUCUUGUAUCAUUACAACAUAUUUCUGACAAGAGGUCGAGUCCGGCAGAGCCGCGGUGUGUCCGCGGGCACGGGCUCCGUGUGCAAGCUCUUCGUGAAGAGGGUGGGCCGUGGGUCUUUGCCACCCAGAGACCUGCCAGCAGCUUGCGACAGGUCCCAUGCAACUUUGCUGACCCGUGGCGCAAGCACAGCUCGCCAGAGUGCCUCUACGGGCACAGGCUUCCUCCUUGAUGGCAGGUUCGUGAUUACCAACGCGCAUGUGGUGCAUCGCGCUGUCUCGGUGCUCGUCCGUGCGACGGUCGGGCCACCGGUGAAGUGGAAUGCAAGGGUUUUGGCUGUCGGUCUGCCAUGUGAUUUGGCAAUUCUGGCCGUGGAGGAUGAGUUCUGGAAGGGCAAGGAGUCUUUGACGUUGUCGCGAGACAUCCCGAAGCUGGACGACAAUGUGACGUGCAUUGGCUUUCCUGUGGGCGGAGAGAACAUCUCUGUUACCCGCGGUGUGGUGUCGCGCAUCGAUGUCCACCAUGACGGGCUGCUGCGAGUCCAAAUCGAUGCAGCAAUCAACCCAGGCAACUCCGGCGGCCCCGUCCUGGGAAGUCACGGCAAGAUCGUGGGUGUGGCGGCGAGCCAUCUAAAGCAUGCCUCGAACAUCGGCUACAUCAUCCCAACACAGGUCUUGGAGCAGUUCAUCUCCUGUGCAGGAUUGCAAGGCGCCGAACGUGCGGCUGAAGGUGGCGAGCCCUCGAAGGGAUACCUCGGCGUCUCUUCGCUGGGUGUUGGCAGCGUGCAGACGUUGGAGAGCGUUCCACUGCGGCGGAUGUUUGGCCUGCCGGAGGCCUCGGAUAUCAUGCAGUCGUUGUCAGGCCGAGAUUCGAGCUUUGCUUCUACAAUGCGCAGUGCUGGCGACAGUGAGGAUCUAGAUUGA